CAAUUUUUAUUUACAAUAUUCAGUUCUCCGUAGUUUAUAAAAUACGGUUCUAUCAUCAUUCAUAGCCCGAGUCCCAAUCGCUGCAAAGGAGCCUACGCCCCGGGGAAGCUUCUAGGGUUUUCCUCUGAUCAUCUCCUCCUUCCCACCUGCUUCAGAAGGCGGUUUCUACUUCUAAGGAGUUGCUUGCACUGUUCUUCUUUGAAUGGUUUCCUUCCUAAGAUGAAAAUCAAGGCUGCUGAGCAUAUUCUAAAAAUCUGUUGAGCUGUUUAAAAGAGCGUGAACCAAAAAAAUGGAUGAUGAUAAUGGGCUCGAGCUCAGCUUGGGUCUCUCUUGUGGAGGAGGAUCAGUUAAGGGUAACAUUACUAAUAACGCUGGAACCUCCUCCUCGGAGAAGCACAUAGUAGAAGGAGGAGAUAGAAGUGCUAAAGUGAUUGAUGACUUCAAGAACUUCCUUCAUCCAACUUCUCAGAGACAAGCGGAGGCGAGUGCUGGUUCUCAGAGUCAGAGAAGUGAUUCUGGUCAACAGCAACAACCUCCACAGAAUUUCUUCAAUGAUCUCUCCAAGGCUCCUCCUACCUCUGACGCUGAAGCUUCCACGAAACCUUUGUGGGUGGAGGAUGAAACAACACGACAAGAAGCAGGAAACAAAAGAAAGUUUGGGUUCCAGGGGAUGAACGAUGAGAAGAAGAAAGAGAUAGACUCCUCCUCACGUGUUGUUGAUCCGCACGAGAAGAAGACAAAAGCAUCCCAUGUUUCAAACGCUACUGAUGAAGGAUCAACAGCUGAAAACGAAGAUGUAGCAGAAUCUGAAGUAGGUGGUGGUGGUUCUUCUUCCAAUCUAGCUAAGGAGGUGGCUCGUCCUAACGCUGAUGCAAUGGACAACUUAGCGGGCCAAAGGAAGAACAGCCAUGGCGCUGAAGAGUUUACUACAAUGCGCAACAUGAGUUACAACACCGUACCUUUCACUGUUCAUCCACAGAAACCCGUCACUGGUUUACCUUACUCCGCAAAAGAGUCUGGACAACAUGCAGCAGCUACAAGUCUAACACAGCUUACUGCUAAUGCUGGGAAUAAUCUCCCAGUUAUGUUCGGAUACUCACCGGUUCAGCUCCCUAUGCUGGAUAAGGAUGGCUCAGGCGGCAUUGCUGGCCUAUCUCAAUCUCCAUUCGCUGCAAGAGGCCCAUCAAACUCAGCUACGGCGAAAGGCGAGGGAAAACAGCCCGUUGCAGAAGAAGGCUCAUCAGAGGAUGCAUCAGAACGACCAUCCGGAGACAACAACAACAGUACUGCUUUCUCUUUCGACUUUUCCGCCAUAAAACCUGGAAUGGCAGCGGAUGUGAAGUUUGGAGGAUCUGGUGCACGUCCUAACCUGCCCUGGGUCUCAACCACUGGCUCAGGCCCGCACGGUCGAACAAUCUCGGGUGUUACAUACCGGUACAAUGCAAACCAGAUCAAAAUAGUUUGCGCUUGUCACGGCUCACACAUGUCGCCGGAGGAGUUUGUCAGGCAUGCAAGCGAGGAGUAUGUUAGCCCUGAGUCAUCUGUAGGAAUGACGGCUGCCUCGGCUCAUACCUGAAAAGUCGCCGGAGAAGUGUCUUAUAUCGUUGUAAACAAAUGGAACAAGUGGUUUGUAAUGAGUUUCUUAUGGGAAGGUGUACUCUUUUAAGGCCAAAGUUUUAUUGGAGCUUCCCACUAUGUUAGUGUAAUCUCUCUGUUUCUUUUGUUCCUCUUUUCAGCUUUUGUCACUUCACUUUUGUGUAUUACCAUUUAGUUUUGUAUGAUUCUCUCUAUUUUGUUUUUGGGUUCAAAACUUCAAAUAAAUAUUCUGAGAAUUUAGUUUUGGAA
Raphanus sativus (radish) is the source of this 1845-nucleotide messenger RNA. RefSeq names its product AFP homolog 2. Gene Ontology annotation, biological process: negative regulation of DNA-templated transcription; jasmonic acid mediated signaling pathway. The record is from RefSeq and is a predicted model, not a curated record. Lineage: Eukaryota; Viridiplantae; Streptophyta; Magnoliopsida; Brassicales; Brassicaceae. Gene Ontology annotation, cellular component: nucleus. The transcript is spliced from 4 exons. The coding region runs from base 290 to 1576 and encodes 428 amino acids.